AGCUGAAUCAGAUCGGAACAUCUGGCUUAACUAGCAACCCUUAAAAACGACGAUGAAGCUCGUCUGGUUGUUCUUCCUGUGGAGCCUGUGCACCAUCGACGGAGCACAGCCUGCCGUCACCGAGCCGCCGUUUCUCACGAACGCACAACCCACAGAAGCCAGGUCGCGCUUCGCCAUGCUGGACGACGUACGGCUGCUGGCUAACGGUCUCCUGCAGCUCGGACAAAGCCUGCGCGAGUUCGUCCACAAGACCAAGGCGCAGAUCAACGACAUCUUCCAGAAGCUGAACAUCUUCGACCGGUCGUUCUACCAGCUCUCGGUGGUGACCAACGAGAUCAAGGAGGAGGAGGAGGAGCUGAAGAAGACCACCAGCUUUCUGAAGGUGAACAACGAGGAGAUCAAGAACCUGUCGCUGGAGAUCAACUCCAAGGUCAACAGCAUCCUGCAGGAGCGCAGCCAGCUCCAGAGCAAGGUGGGGAACCUGGAGGAGAAGCUGCAGGGGCUGAGUAAAAGCAUGGUGCCUGUGGAGCAAAUCCAGGAGAUCGACGCGCUCAAGGAUAUGAUCGACACCCAAGACAAGACGAUCAAAGAGCUUCUCAGGUCGGUGAGGGAGCAACACGAGCAGCUCAACUUUCAGAAAAUCAAAAUCAAGAGCCUGGAGGACAAGCUCAAUUACGACUCGGUCCAAGAGACGGCUGAAAAAAUGACGGAUUCCAGUUUGGAGGAGCCGAACGUUUUGGAAUAUCAGACGACCAACUCGACCGAUUCAUCCACGUACACAAACGAUCUUCCCACGGACUGCAACGACGUGUUCAACAGAGGCCAGAGGAGCAGUGGAGUUUACCUGAUCAAACCCAACCAAUCAGAGCCGUUCAACACCUACUGUGAGAUCAGCUCAGAUGGAGGAGCCACGGUUAUUCAAAGGCGAGUGGACGGGUCGGUGGAUUUUGACCAAACCUGGGACAAAUAUGAGCUCGGAUUUGGAAAUCUAGAAAAUGAGUUUUGGCUGGGCUUGGCGAAGAUCUACUCCAUCGCCAGGCAGGGCAACUACACCCUCAACAUCGAGCUGGAGGACUGGAAGGAGGAGAAACGGUUCAUGGAAUACGCGUUCGCUCUGGACGGUCCUGCGUCCCACUAUGCCAUCCAGUUGACCUAUCUGUCAGGGAAUCUGCCCGACGGCAUGGCCAACCACACGGGCAUGAUGUUCUCCACCAAGGACAAAGACAACGACAGCCUGGAGGAUUCCAGCUGCACCCUCAACAACACGGGUGGCUGGUGGUAUAACGCGUGCGGCGGCUUCAACCUGAACGGCCGCUACACCUGGAUGAGGUCCAGGAAUCGCACCGCGCGCAAAAAAGGGAUCUACUGGAGACCGAGCAAGGGGAGCACGUACACCCUGAAAUUCACCAAGAUGUCCGUCAGACCGUCGUCGUUCCACUGAACGGUCGACCCCAUCGAUCAGAAGGGUUAAACAAAUUUACUCAUCCUCAUCGAGUCGGUCCAAAGGCUGCGAAUCGUCGCCGAAGCGUGGCGCAACUGUAUCGGGUCAUCGACCUCUGACCGAGACUUGCAAAUAUAUCCGAGAUGUUGCAUGUGCAGUUCUGGUCCGACCUUACACGGUUCGAAAACUGGUCAGAGAAUGUAGAUAGAGCUAAAUGCAUUAUGGGGAAUAGUACACUUUUGCAUGCUGACACCUAGAUCUGUUGCGAUCACGAUGCAUACACUGUUCAAUAGUUUACUGUGAGUCAAAAAAAACAUCUGUACCUUCGCCCUUAGUUCGAUUUUUGGCAUCACUGCACUUUUCUAACCUGCCCUGGAAGAGCGAGAUGCUCCAAAGGCAGCGUGACGACCCUUUCUGGAGGCGCCGUGCCCCCAGCUUGCUCUGGUUUCCUCUUUUUCCGAGAACCGGGCUGUCUUAGGCGCUCCGGGUAGCUCCUCAUAUUGUCAUGACCAGUUUAUAUUGCUGUGCUGCCCUUCUACCCACCUUCUCCUUUGCUCUUCUUGUCCUUUUAGCCACAAUAAUGUCCCAUUUUGGUUACGCAUCCAGCAUAUUGGGUUCUUUUUUAAUUCUUGUAGGCACGAUCUGCCCCGUUACAAACACCUUUUGGAGGGAGUUUCAGUGGCUCAUGUUGGCGCCGCACCUUAACUUAUAGUUUAAAAUGUAAUGUUAAAUUGCUCAACGAUAGGCAUUAAGGAGCAAGCUUGGACUCUUACUACCCAGAUCAACCCAGAUAUGGGUCCAGAUACCUUCACCCAUAACUCAAAUGUUGAUUUUUUAAAAUUAUUCCACCAUCGCAGGACCAGAUCACGAUAAAUAAUCCAGACUGAUGAAUUAUUGUCCCUAGAAAUACGACACCAGGUUGGGCAGCAGUUUCUGAACUUGCAGCCACCUAUAUUCCACCAGCGCCGAGAUUCUGAACUCCUCGGUUCAAAACUAUAAGUGGCAGUGCACCUGCGGGCAUGAUUGGCAGUGCCAGGAGCAGAUACUAAUUGGCCACCGCGUCUGCUAGGGCGGGAAGACCGGACUAUGUGUGGGUAGGAUCUUUAUACGCUGUGUAAGGACCCUGAUUGGCGGAAGAGACGCCUGCGCCAUGAAGAGAACUGUUCUCACUGGCAAAAAAUAUCGUUCUCUGUCGCCACUGAGCAGAAACAGAACUGUCGCCAUUGUAAUCAAUAUUUUAAAUAAGUAAUGUGCUGCUGUUGUGUCUAAUACUAUAACUAUUGUACAAAUUGACAUGAAUUUAACAUUUGCCAAUAUUAUGGAGGGGGGGGAGAUAGAGAGGUACAGAGUUUUUUGUGACUCACAGUGAACUGCACGAGCAUCCACACAAUUAAUCUACUACAGUAUCACGAUCAUAUUCUGUUCAACAGGAUUCUCAUAUAAACACACACAUGCAUAUAUUUUUACUUAAUGUCAUAUUUAAGCCGUGUUCAUGUUUUGUGCUACGUUACUAGAGACACGUUCUGUCAUUUCGUUCACCUUUUAUGUUACUGAGUCAUAUUGACUCACGUCUACACUGCGCACAGCUGUACAGUCGCUGUUCUUGUUUACACAUUUGUCCUGAGAGACGUUCGGGUGCAUGAUUUUUCUAACGGAAUAAACGCUUAACGAUUA
Molecule: messenger RNA, 3115 nt
Organism: Trichomycterus rosablanca
Lineage: Eukaryota; Metazoa; Chordata; Actinopteri; Siluriformes; Trichomycteridae
Gene: angptl3
Product: angiopoietin-like 3
Exons: 7
Coding region: 53-1441 (462 amino acids)
Biological process (GO): triglyceride homeostasis; cholesterol homeostasis; phospholipid homeostasis
Source: RefSeq, a predicted model, not a curated record